AUGUUUAUUGUUGAUUUAAAUAAACAAUCAAAUUUAAUUCAAGUAAAAACUAACAAUGAAAAUAAUUCCACCAUUGUUGCUGAAGGAAAUUUUGCAUUCGAUGAACCUGAUCUUACUGUACUUAUCAUCUUCAAAUAUGUGAUAAUAACACCAGAUAAUCAUCAACAACUUGAUCAAUUUCUUUCAAUUGUAAUGUCUUAUGUCGGUAAAUUAUUUAAAUCACUUAUUUGCAUACGUUUACCAAAUAUGUUUGAUAAUCGAAUUGAUAUUCAUAAAUUUAAAUUUAAUAAUAAUAUUUUACAUUUUAUGUCUGUUAAAAUCGAAGAUUUGAAAUAUUAUUCUGAUAAUGAUAUACAAAAUAACCAAGAACAAUAUGAAUUAAUAACUGAUAAACAAUUAAUAUUAAAUUAUGCUGAACAAUUACUUAAAAUAAUGAAUAGAGAAGGAUUUUGGUGUACAAAAUGGAAUUUAAUAGAAAUGGAAAAUCGAAUAAAUUCAGCAACAUAUAACGCAAUGGUUUUAGAUAAAAUAAAUAAUUAUCCUUGUGGUUUUGGACGAUUAUUUCUAUUAACAAUAGAUGAUCAAAUAUUUGGAUAUUUAUCAGAUAUUCUUGUAGAUAGUUCUCAUCAAUCAAAAGGUCUUGGUAGACUUAUAAUCAACCAUCUUAUUGGAAUGUCUGUUAAACAAAAUGAUAAUCAUCAGAAUGUUCAUUGUACACUUUGUUUACAAUGUGCUUAUAAAGGUAGUGGAGCUGUAUCUGCACCAAAACUAUAUAAAAGAUCAGGUUUCGAAUAUAUCGCUGAUAUUGGCAAUCGUAUUGCUAUUUUUGCUGAUGAAAAAUAUCUGAUUGAAACAGUCAAAUAA
Molecule: messenger RNA, 864 nt
Organism: Rotaria sp. Silwood2
Lineage: Eukaryota; Metazoa; Rotifera; Eurotatoria; Philodinida; Philodinidae
Source: the annotation of a GenBank genome assembly